Messenger RNA from Penicillium longicatenatum, 2676 nucleotides. Its product is annotated as Aim21 family protein. The coding region runs from base 1 to 2676 and encodes 891 amino acids. The transcript has 2 exons. NCBI's taxonomy places the organism in Eukaryota, Fungi, Ascomycota, Eurotiomycetes, Eurotiales, Aspergillaceae. The record is from RefSeq and is a predicted model, not a curated record.
AUGAUAUCCCUCAGCCCCCCCCAACGCCCCCCGAGCGUAACAAUACCGUCCCUGGGCGAGGAAGGGAUUGAGUAUGCAGAUCUGGAUGUUGGAAACGUGCCCGAAGGUCAUAACCUGGCACCGACAGAGACUCGUAACGUUAGCAGUGACCUCAAGAUUCAUGCGCCGAGACCCUCCUUGCCGACGUUAAGUGCUAAGGCAAAAGUGCAGGCGGUCACCCGCACAGACUCUCGUCAGGCUGCUGCUGCUGGCCUAGGCCGGGACAGCGAAAGCUCCCCCGCACUCGAAGAGCCGGAGCGGGCCAGCCGAUCACUGCAUUCCCGAGCGAGUGGCUCGCGGGCCGAGUCGUCCACCGCUUCCUCCGAUCGCCGGCAUUCCAUGCAGCCCGGAGAGGAACAUGGCUUCCGGGUACCUAUGUACCCUAAUGCCGGUGAAGUUCAAGCACCUUCUCCUAGCCCCUACCUAGACCAAGGCUCUCAACGCUCAGGUCGCAACCACCACCGUUCUCGUAGUGCCCGAGACUCUUCCUUGCCCCCGGGCAGUUACGGCCUGCACGGGCACGGUGUGCCGAAUGGUGACAAGUUUGAGAAGGCCUGGUAUGAAAAGCACCCCGAUGAAUUCGUGAGGGAGGAGGGGCAAUAUGGCCCUGGCGUGGGCACUCCUCGCCCCGAUUGGGCUCUGAGCAGCGACGAUCUGAACAAGAUUGUUCGAGGCCCAGCUGGCUCUACACCUGGCACUUCUCCUAAAGUUCAGGGAACACCCGAGGAGGAAGUUGGAUACCUUGCCUCCGAUGAGUAUAUGCACCGCAUGGCAUCUCCCCCACCUGACACUCGGCUUGAUUCUCAGCCCACCGUAGAAUCUCCCCUUCGCCAGAUGAGUUUCCCAGCCUCGGAAAUCGAGCCCAAGAAUGCGCCUGCCUCUCCGCUACGCCACGGUCGGAGCAGAUCACAUGGCAAUCGUGCAGACAAUGACAUUAUCCACGUCGACGACCCGAAGCACCAUCUCCACCACCCAGAUGGAUUUGCUGCCACUCCAGCACAAGAUGAGCCAACAAUGGCGAUCGAAGAACCAUUCGAAGACCACCAGCCUAUUCUGGCUGCCGAUGAAGCGCGCCCCGGGUCGGCCUACCUCCAUCCUGCGGUUUCACCCACUCGUGGAAGUUUUGAUGAGGAAUACCGAAGCCGGACACCUAGUGUGUCACACAGCCGUUCCAACAGCAGAUCGGCCAGUGCUCAAGGAGCGCCCACGUUGACUCGGUUUGACUCACGCGAAUUGCAUGAUGAUAACUACACCCCUCUAGAGAAUGUCGAGGAAUACGAACCGUUAUUCCCAGAAGAUGAGCACAAGAAGGAACGUCCUGUCUCAGCUGCAGAUCGUUUCAAACAGCGCCCUGAGCUGUCCAAGCACAGGUUCCCGAGUCAGGAUAUCUGGGAAGAUGCACCAAACAGCCUGCAACUCCAUGCUACGGUCACCACCCCGGAUCUCCCCAGACAGGACUCCUCAGAGAUUUUUGAGACACCCGAACAAGAGGCCAAUCGCAGGAUGCAGAAUUCGAAAAUUGAUUCUCACCAAGUAGCCAGUCAUAUUCUUGAGGGGGAGAGUUCUCGUGAAAGCCCCAAGGCCCCCAAACGCCCCAAUGCUAUCAAGCAGCGAUUCCCAAGUCGAGAUAUCUGGGAGGAUGCACCAGACAGCCAGCAAUUGGUGACUACCGUUGGGCCCGCAGAGGAUGGGAUUAAGAGCCCCGAAGGACCUUCUAGACCUACCAUCCCUACCCGGCCACAGAAGCAGUCACAAUCCACAUCACCGAUAGAGAAGCGUCAGCCACCAGUGAUUCCUGGUCGCCCGAAGCCUCAGGUACCGGUUCGUCCCGCAAAGCCUAAUCCUCAGGUCCCAGCUGGCUCGGAGACCAAAGAAGCCUCUGAUGAAAGCCCAGCCAUGCCCAAAGCAAAGCCUGCAGUGCCAGCUCGUCCUGGUGGCAGCAAGAUUGCAGCUCUGAAGGCAGGAUUUCUCACGGAUCUGAACUCACGUCUCCAGCUAGGCCCUCAACAGCCAAAGCCUCAGGAGAAGGAGCCUGAACCUCCGGCAGAGAAGCAGCCGCUAAGCGAUGCCCGCAAGGGCAGAGCUCGUGGUCCUGCCCGACGAAAGCCCGCUGCGGAGAAUGCCAAUGCUCGACUACCGACUAUUCCAGAGAUCAAGAUUACAGAAACAUGGAAUGUCUGGCAGCUUUGCGAAGAUGGCAACUUGGUUGUCGGUGAUGAAAAGAAUGUCACCAAGGCGCCCGAGGUAGCCAUUCCCGCUGAGCCCGCCAUGGCACCGGAGAUAGCAAAGAACACUGCUGGUGAACCUGUUGACCCGACCCCGGAGCCUCCAGCGGCGGUUGAACCUGCUUCCAAUGCUACUGGCGCCCUCGAAAUCGAUCAGUCUUCAAAGGAGGAUGUAGCCUCACAGCAAGUACCCUCACAGCAAUCUACUGAGCCCAUUGUCGAGCCCUCGAUAAGACAAGAUGAGCCACAGUCCGUAUUUAAGGAGGAUGAGCCCUUAAUCGAGGCCACUCAGGCUCCUGUUCAAGAGGUCUCUUCCCCCAAAUUGGAGAACGCUCUCGAGGACAUGACCGCAUCAGCUGAUGGUAAGAAGGCAUCAGAUGGCGAUAUGCACGACUUACCAUCGUCAUCCUAA